Messenger RNA from Ylistrum balloti, 966 nucleotides. RefSeq names its product histidine N-alpha-methyltransferase-like. The record is from RefSeq and is a predicted model, not a curated record. The coding region runs from base 1 to 966 and encodes 321 amino acids. Gene Ontology annotation, molecular function: methyltransferase activity. Lineage: Eukaryota; Metazoa; Mollusca; Bivalvia; Pectinida; Pectinidae. The transcript is spliced from 7 exons.
AUGGAUGACGAAAGUAGACAACUGUUGUUAAAGGGCCUGACAUCGUACCCCAAGUACAUUCCUACUUGGUACAAUUAUGAUGAACUGGGAUCCGAAUUGGAAGACAAAUGUACGAUAAAUAACACUGGUUAUUAUUUAAGACGAAGCCAAAUAGCUAUUCUUGAAACCUCCAUAAAGGAGAUCAUUCCUUCUGCCCCGUACGAUUUCUCAUUGAUCGACCUUGGCAGUGGAAGCUGUUCGAAGACCAGAUAUUUCCUUGACGAAAUGUUGCUGCGACAGAAAAGAUUAACUUUUUAUCCACUAGAUAUUUCAGAAGAAUUUUUGAUGAAAACAGUACAACAGAUUUCUAAUGAAUACGGUGACAGAUUAUCACUAUCUCCAGUGGCGGCGAAUUAUGAAAACGGAAUAGAAAAACUAAGGUCUGCGAAUGGUCCAAAGAUAAUCGUAUGGUUUGGAAGCAUCAUCAAUCUGUCGUACGAUGACCAAGUGGCUAAGCUCAAGUUAAUUUCUAGUUUAAUGACAGAUAGAUGUCACCUAGUAUUUAGCGUUGACAUAACACAGGACAAAAAAGCAGUGUUGAAAGCAUACAACGAUGAGGCAGGCCUUGAAAUGAAGUUCUUUCAAAAUGGAAUUAUCAGAUUAAACAACGAGGAACACAGCCACAUACGUUUAGAUAAAUUUCAAUACAAAGCAGAUUUCAUUGAGGAUUCUUCUCCAGAACACAUGAGCUACUUCAGAGCGUACAUGCAAGCAAAGGAACACCUAUUUUAUUCAAUACCUGGUCUAAAUAUCGAUAUCGAAUUCGAGAAAGGUGAAAACCUGUAUUUACAUGAAGGUGCCGGUGUUAGCUGUAAAUACACCAAAGAACAGAUAUGGAACCUGACAGCAAGGGCAGGGCUUCUUCUAACAGAUACUUGGACGGAUGAGAAUCAGCAUGCCAUGUUCUGUCGGUGUAAAGUAGCGUAA